Messenger RNA from Lodderomyces beijingensis, 1959 nucleotides. The record is from the annotation of a GenBank genome assembly. Lineage: Eukaryota; Fungi; Ascomycota; Pichiomycetes; Serinales; Debaryomycetaceae.
AUGCUUGGCCACAAUUUGCACCUUGCAUUAUUCGACAUUAAGCUCAAGUCGCCGCAUAAAAAUCUCGUGUUGAUCAGAGGCAGUGAAUUUGAUGUCGAGAAUGUGCUACUUGAAGGAAGCGUCAAACUUUCGCUAAAAGAAGACGCCCACAUUAAAAAGAUCCAGUUGAAUUUGGUUGGCGAGUUUUACUACGAAUACAUACAAAAAGAAACCCACGAGCAAAACUUGGACCGGGUAUGCGUUUUGAAAGUCGACUGGAAUAACUUGCUCACUAACGAUGAAGGCGAUGUCGUGUUUGGAAACUAUGGCGACACCACGGUGCCCAUGUACAAGAUGAAAAAGACCAGUCACCUGGAGAAGGGGUCGGGCCUGAACUCGGGAGCGUCAACGCCCCGCCCACAGUACCAUAGAACGAGCUCGACUCCCUCAUUCUCAAGCCAACACUCAUCGCUCUCCUCGAAGGAGAAAUCCAAGAUUAUCCAUAUCCCCAAAGCGGGGAUCGAUGGAACCCCAUACAAGGAUUUAAAAGAUUCGCACAGCCAUUCGUUUCUCUUGCCCAAGGGCAAUUAUAGUUUACCUUUUAAAAUCUUGCUUCCGGCGAACAUUUCCGAGACAAUCGAAGGCUUGCCCAUCGGCACCCUCUUGUAUAAAUUGCAAUGCUCGAUUGAGAGGGGGAGAUUUGAACGCACGCAUCUGGUGAGCAAACAUAUUCGAAUUGUGCGGACUUUGCACCCGCAGAAUAUCAACUUGUGCGACAGCAUCGAUGUCAUCAAUACCUGGGUGGGCAAGUUGCAAUACUGCGUGAGCAUGCCCAAAAAGGCGGUGGCCGUCGGGGCCACCAUCCCGAUACACCUCACCAUUGUCCCCAUUGCCAAAGGGUUGAGCAUCAGAGCUAUCAAUGCCUGUAUAGUGGAGCACUACCACAUUGCAGUGGACGGGGUACGUUCGCCUGAAUUUGAAAGAUUGUGCGGGAAACAACAGUUGCACAUUCCAAGCUCGGCCGAUUUGCCCUACGACAGAUGGGAGAUCAAGACCCAUUUCAAAGUGCCCGAUCAAUUGAAGCAGAUUACCCAAAGCUGCGAAGCGAAAAACAACUUGAUUACCGUUAAGCACAGGUUACGAGUCGCAAUCCAGCUCAAGAACAAAGAGGGCCACACGAGCGAACUCCGCGCCAACUUGCCCAUAUUCGUGUAUAUAAGCGCCAACAUUGGUCAUGUUCUUGGACGCCACUUUGACGUUGAUAAUCACCACGGAACUUUCCAAUUGGACUACCAGAAGCAAGAUCUGUUGUUCCAUAAAACCACCCACUCGGCCCCAACCACGCCCGCGGUAACGGACGACGAGGCAGACGAGAAUGGAGACGAAGACGGAGCCGACGCUGCGGAAGAAGGCGACGAAGACGAUGAUUUGGAUCGAGAAGAUAACGCACCGCCAAUGUAUGCGCGCCAUGUUUUUGACAAGAUUUUCGACAUGAACUUGCCGCAGACCCCGUUGGAGCAACUUCGUUCCCAAACUGGCACGCCCGCUGUUUCUGCAAACAACUCAACCACGGACUUGGGUGGCUACUUCAGCAUCCCCAUUGGACACGGCUCCGAGAAGAAGAAGACGAAGCAGGCGUCGAAAUCAGUCGACUAUCUACACAUCCCCACCUACGACGAGGCGCUAGACGACGACGACGACGACGACAGCUUCAUCAUUGAGGGCUUUGCUCCCACGUACUCGAAUGGAGGCAGCGGCAGCGAGACGGGAAGCUUGCGGUCGGGCUCCACGACGCCUAUACCGAGCAUCAUGAUCAACCCCAAGGCCAACGGCAGCUUUGGAAGCUUGAAGUUCCACAAGAAGAGCAACUCGGUGCCCCAUUCGAGAUCGCCUUCCACCUUGAAAGCCGACAAGUUAGGCGGCGCCGAAGGCUCAUCCCCUAGAGCGAGUAGCAAUAGAUUUUUUAGCAAGAAAAAAUAA